AUGCAAAAACCAAGAAGGCUUCAUCUGCAUAAAUCCGCGUCUUCGGCAUCCCAUCAACAUGCUACGGUUUCCAAUAACUUGACGACGACACAGGAUGGAAGCUCGACAACAACUGGGAAUUAUAACCACGGAAUGAAUAACGGCUCCGCCACAGGGGCAAUCUCUCCUUCCACAUCUGUAUCAGCAAAUAUUUUCAAUCAGCAACAAUUUCCAACAAUAUCCACACCUGCUAAUAUUCCGAGUGGUGGUGGUAGCGGUAGUGGUGGCCUUCAUCAUCAUGGUGGCACGUCAUCAUCUUCUUCUGGCUCUUCCUCUGGAUACAGAAAAUAUAUUUUACUCGUUCAUGAAAAGGAUUUCAGUGAACAGGAAAUUAUUAUUAAUGGAAAGGCCUUGAGUUGGCUUCAAAUUGGAGAUAUUUUGGAAAUUACACAGCCCAAAAAUCCUCCAAAUUCAAAUCCUAUUCAUGAACAGCCUGCAACGGCGUCAUCUCCUGUUACUUCCUCCCAUUUGAAUGUCAUGGGAACAUCAUCAACACCAAUCGACAUUACAGCAACUAAUCAAAAUGCUUUUGACAAUAAUAAUUUUUCUUCUUCUCCCUUUUCGUCAUCGUUCCGAGAGAAGAAUUUAUCAAAUAGAGCUCCAACACCUCCUACAAUUGGAAGUGCUGGAGCAAUGAAACAACAAGCUCCCUCCGUUGGAAAUGUCACCAUCAGCAACAAUAAUAAUAACCAAAAUAACAAUUCAAAUACCUGCUCAAAUUCGAACAAGGCGUUUAUUGUCAAAAUUUCUUCACUUGAAACUAUGAAAGGAAUUCAAUAUUUGAGCAUUUCCAAAAAUAUUGCCGAUAUUUUCGAAUUUCAACCAAGAAGAGAAGUGUAUUUGCGAGUCAUUCCAAAAGAGAGCGCCAUGUUGGAUUAUGUAGUAUUUUCUUUGAGAGACCACUUUCUUUCUCGAUCAGACAUGUGGCGUUUUGGUCUCUAUCUCAAUGAUACAAGCGUGUACGAAUCAAAAACGUUGACAUGGCAUGGUGGAAUUAGAGUACAGGUUAAGGAAUUAAUGAAAGAAAGCGUAGGAAAAGUGUCGGCGGGCCUUAUUGUUUAUGGACACACAAAAAUUACGUACCGUUCAAAAUCUGCUGUAAUUUAUUGGCUAUUUCAAAUGAGUAGGGAAAUGUGGGAAUAUGAUGAAUAUGGAAAUUUAAAUUUUGAAAGAGUCAUUAAUGGUUUCAUUAAGACUGUAUUCGAUAGGUGGAGAGAAAUUGGUGUCAAUCAUUCACUCUCCAUUGUACUCUUUUCUAGGCAUUACUUAACCGAGGACGAUCAAAAUAAUUCCUUCUCAGAGAAUAGAGAGGAGGAUAUGGCCUCUCUUGGAAAUAAGACAAGCAUUUUUCAUUCAAUACUAGGCUCAAAAGAUGGAAGAAAAUAUGUUGACUUUUAUAAGGUAGUAGACUGGAGUGAAACUCAAAGAACAAGGUCACAGUUUAUUCGAGUUCGGUUAAAGACAGAAUUUUUAAAAUUUCAAUCAUAUAUUCAGAGCGUCUGUGAGAGAGAGAAAGUAUCCCUCACAAACUCAUCGGCAGCAGACGGAAAUUUCAUGGAAGCAAUCAAUCUAGUUCUUAACAGUUUUGACAAGUAUUACCUAAAUCGUGACUUGUCACGUACAGGUCAAGUUAUUUUGCUGGUGUCACCUGGCUGUGGCAUGUUUAAUGUACAAAUACCAGUGCUAGGAAAGAUUACAACGAAGAGAUUGAUGGAUGUAGGUCUUUCUGUUGACCUUAUUGCAUUGUCUGUUCCACCUCUUCAUUCUGUUCCCAUAUUCAAGUACAAGAAGAAGGAAAUUGGCUUUUCGAACAAUGCUGAGUCUCCCACAAUGAAAGAGUAUACUUACUAUCGAUCGCCGGAUUGGAUCAAUAUUACAUUUUAUCGAGAUAACUACUUCAAAAAUGAUAUUAAUCAAGACUUUGAUGAUUGUGAAUGCUCAGACGGUGCCACCAAUUUAUUUCUUCCAGUUUCCAAAAUGCCAAACCUAGACAACCUCCCCACAAAUUUGCCUCUUUUUGAAAAAUAUUGGCUCAAUAUUCAAGCCGUCAAUAUGAAUUCCUCGUCGUCAUCAUCAAAUUCUCACAAUAAUCUAGCUGAGCUUUUUCGACAACAUGACGAGCAUGUAUUCAAAAUUUUUCAAAUUAACAGACUCACACAAUCCACCAACAGCACCUCCUUAUCCCAUUCUUCGUCCAUGCCUCAUACCAAAAAGUCUCUGAGCUCCCUCAGCAACGACUCUCUUCAUGGAACACCAACAAAAAAGAAGGACAAUCACAUGGAUCAGGUUAUUAGCCCAAAAUCUUCACAUGGUCACAUGGUUGCUGUGGAUCCUCAUCUCGAAGAGUUGAGGCAUAAUGACAAUCAUCACCACACAAAUAAUUUGCCAAGUAGUUCAAGCAGCACAGGAGCUACUCACGAUUCAUUCUAUGGUCACCAUGACCACCAAGGAACGAACUCGAAUUCCAGUACCCCAAGCAAUACCACUUCACAUGCUCUACAAGCAAUGCAUCAUUCUCAACAUCACUCGAUUGGAAAUCAUCAUCACCAUCACCACCAACAAAACCACAAUUCUUUUUCAGGAUCCACGACUGGUGCUACCAACAUCAACAACAGUUCUAGCGCUCAACACAGCUCAACGACUCUUUUAAGACGACACUCACCUCAUUCUGGAGCAAAAGAAUUCAUGGCUGAAUUUGCAGAACGGCAUAAGGCCAAGGAGCUGUUUUACAUGAAACUCUAUAAUCCAUUCCAUAUGGAUUCCGAAAGCUUAUCAAGCCCAAGCGCACUUCAAAGCAAUAAUCAACAAAACACAUUCCACAGAAAACGAUGGGGACACCUCCAUCCUAGCUCUGGUUUGAGACCAACUCAAAAAUCUGAAUACAUCAAACACUUCCUCCUUAAUGUCAAUUGGCAAAGUAUGACAGAGCCUGCUUGUCUUCCACUCACUACAGAUUAUUGGCCAGAGAGUGCACUUAAAAUUCUCAACGAUUUCGACUUACAUACCCAUAGCAUUACGGACACAAAUGAUAUUUAUCAAAACAAUAUUGCAACUCUUGUGAGAGAGUUAGUAUGUCAGAGAUUGCAUCAAGGUUUUCAAUUAUUCAAUGACGACAUUCCCAAAGAUCCACUCACGAACGAACCCAUUGUGUUAAUUUUGGAACAUGAAUCGAGUACCAAUAUAUCUGAGCAUGGAAGUACCACUCAUAAGGAUACAGCCGACUCAGACACGCUUUCAACAAAUAGUUCUGUCUCCAACACGGAAAGUAGUACCAGCACAGGAGUUAAAAAAGGAGGACGCCCUGUCAGAGGCGCUUUGAGAGGACGAGGAGCCACAAGAGGACGUAGAAAUGCCACACAUGCAUCAUCGUCCCACGUCACAUCUUCAAAUUCAGACUCAGCAAAUCAGUCUUCGAAUGAAAGUAUCUUGUCCAAGUUGCAAAAGUCGAGACCUCAAAAGAUGGAAUACUGCCUUUCGUCUGCAAAUCAAUUCCAUAGAAUCACAUACAACCCCAAUAUUUCGAACAUGAUUACUAUUGAGAGAUAUGUUCCUAAAGCUUCCAACAAGCCCACAGGUGACAAGAGCCUUUCCAACUCAAGCAAUAUUAUUUCAAGCUUGGCUUCCUCUCAAAACGUUGUCAACAAUAGUGCUGAUCCUUUUAAUAAUGCAAGAUCUAGCUACACUUAUCGAUACAUGUUGUGGAAUCCAACUCUUGACAGUUAUGAAUCUAGAGUGACUCGUUUUAAUUCCUCAGUUGAUUAUAAUUGGAACAAAUUGGAUUACCUUAUUUGUGGAGAUCACAAUCAAAUGACAGAUGAGCUUCAUAACAGAUCUCUACAAUUUCAUUUCGUUCCAAUCAUGAACUCGAACAAACAUUUGUUCUCAUCCACUACACAACUCUUUGGAGCCUUUAACAACAAUUCUAGCUUCUCGAGCACUAAUUCACCUCCCUCAAAUGUUAUAUCGGGCGGUAUGGGCUCAUCUUCGAACGGUGAUCUUUUUUCACAAGGUUUGUCCAACUCGAAUGAAUACUCUGAAAGGAUCAAGAGUUUUAGAAAAUUCAAAGAUUCCAUUAUUAAUAGAAAUUUCAGAGCCAUGGAUGGUGAUGGCAUUGAUGUGACAAUCAUUGGAGAAGAAUCGUCACCCAAAGAUAACUCUCCUCAAACACUCUCAAGUAGUAGUCAGCCAUUUCUGCUUCAACAACAAUCAGCCUCCCUUUCCUCUCCCAUCUCAUCAGUGAAAACAUCAAAAUUCCAAUAUGUUCCUCAAGAAGGGGGUAUAGAUGACAACAGUCGUGUCGAGUGGAUCAAUAUUGUUUAUAAGGCGACCUAUCAUCCUGCAGAAUUUUGGGCCUUCAAAGUACAAUGGUUGGUAUGUACUGCAGCCUUAAUCGAUGAGUUUUUGCAGUCACUCGCUAGAAGAGCUCGUCAGUGUGGCUUUGCCAUGAUUCAAACUCCAGCCGAAAUUGAUAAUUAUACAAAUUAUGUUCAUGCAUCCAAGCAGGCCGCUGAGAGACUGGUACACGGGAAUUACAGCUCCAAGCAAGAUGUUAAACAAGACUCCAAACAAGCUUUUGAUCCUUUAGAAAAUAUUCAUCCAUUCAGAAGUUACGUAAGAAUUCCAAUUUCAUCUUUCGAAGUCAUGUACACGAUUAGAAACGCAGUUUGUGAACCACCAUUCAAUUUCAUUCCAGAUUCCUUCCAGAGAAAGCUCUCGAAACGAUUCAUUCACAACAGUGGAUGUAUCAUGUUGCACAUUGAUGUCGUGAAGGGCACAGACACAGCAUUGAUUACUUGGAUUGACAACCCGUUCCAAACGUUUGACUUGUCCAUUGCCCCUCUUGUCAAACAAAAUGAAAUUUUGAAUCUACUUCGCAAAUUGGUCUAUUCAGAAUCAACCACCAAUGCUGUCAAAGUUUCUCCAACCACUAUUUAUUCACCCCAUCACGAGCUGUGA
Naegleria lovaniensis is the source of this 4995-nucleotide messenger RNA. RefSeq lists its product as uncharacterized. The transcript has a single exon. Gene Ontology annotation, biological process: positive regulation of autophagy; negative regulation of TORC1 signaling. Lineage: Eukaryota; Heterolobosea; Eutetramitea; Acrasida; Naegleriidae. The coding region runs from base 1 to 4995 and encodes 1664 amino acids. Gene Ontology annotation, cellular component: GATOR1 complex. The record is from RefSeq and is a predicted model, not a curated record. Gene Ontology annotation, molecular function: GTPase activator activity.